Messenger RNA from Eublepharis macularius, 936 nucleotides. It is a transcript of the gene SHOX2, whose product is annotated as short stature homeobox 2. Bases 1 to 936 code for a protein of 311 amino acids. The record is from RefSeq and is a predicted model, not a curated record. Lineage: Eukaryota; Metazoa; Chordata; Lepidosauria; Squamata; Eublepharidae. Gene Ontology annotation, molecular function: sequence-specific double-stranded DNA binding; DNA-binding transcription factor activity, RNA polymerase II-specific. Gene Ontology annotation, biological process: regulation of transcription by RNA polymerase II. Gene Ontology annotation, cellular component: nucleus. The transcript is spliced from 5 exons.
AUGGAAGAACUUACCGCUUUUGUCUCCAAGUCGUUUGAUCAGAAAGUGAAAGAGAAAAAGGAGCUCAUCACCUACCGGGAGGUUCUGGAGAGCGGCCCCGUCCGGGGAGCCAAGGAGGCGGCGGGCUCUAGCGAGGCCAGCCGGGAGGACGGACAUAGCCCGGCGGCUCGGGCGGCGGCGGCGGGAGGCGGCGGCGGAGGAGGAGGAGGGCGAUCGCCGGUCCGAGAGCUGGACAUGGGCGCCGUCGACAGGAGCAGGGACGCCGGCACCCCCAAGCUCAGCGAAGUUUCCCCAGAGCUGAAGGAUCGCAAAGACGACGCCAAAGGGAUGGAAGACGAAGGGCAAACCAAGAUCAAGCAGCGCCGGAGCCGGACCAACUUCACCCUGGAGCAGCUGAACGAGCUGGAGCGCCUCUUCGACGAGACCCACUACCCGGACGCCUUCAUGAGGGAGGAGCUCAGCCAGAGGCUGGGGCUGUCCGAAGCCAGAGUGCAGGUGUGGUUUCAGAACAGAAGAGCUAAAUGUAGGAAGCAGGAGAAUCAGCUACACAAAGGGGUCCUCAUAGGAGCCGCCAGUCAAUUCGAAGCUUGCCGAGUCGCCCCCUAUGUGAACGUGGGCGCUUUGCGGAUGCCCUUUCAACAGGAUAGUCAUUGCAACGUGCCGCCCUUGUCCUUUCAGGUGCAGGCGCAGCUGCAGCUGGACAGCGCCGUGGCGCACGCGCACCACCACCUCCACCCGCACCUGGCCGCGCACGCGCCCUACAUGAUGUUCCCGGCGCCGCCCUUCGGCCUGCCGCUGGCCACGCUGGCCGCCGAGUCCGCCUCGGCCGCCUCGGUGGUGGCGGCGGCCGCGGCAGCCAAGACCACCAGCAAGAACUCCAGCAUCGCCGACCUCAGACUGAAAGCCAAAAAGCACGCGGCCGCCCUGGGCCUGUGA